Molecule: messenger RNA, 1137 nt
Organism: Lytechinus variegatus (green sea urchin)
Lineage: Eukaryota; Metazoa; Echinodermata; Echinoidea; Temnopleuroida; Toxopneustidae
Product: 5-hydroxytryptamine receptor 1A-like
Exons: 2
Coding region: 1-1137 (378 amino acids)
Biological process (GO): adenylate cyclase-activating adrenergic receptor signaling pathway
Cellular component (GO): membrane
Molecular function (GO): G protein-coupled amine receptor activity
Source: RefSeq, a predicted model, not a curated record
AUGGAUAUGAGUUCGCCCACCCUAUUAGGUAUCACCGAUAAGUCUGGCCUGGCGGUGCCGUACACCGACGCACUGUGGUCAGACAUGGCUGACAUCACGCUUGACAUCACCACAGUGAAUUCCGAUAAUGAGACUGGAUCAGAAUGGACCUCACUGGAUACGGCCGAACAGAUCUUCGAAGGAGCCAUCUUAUGCUUGAUGAUAGCCUUGACCAUGCUGGGAAACUCUCUUGUUGUCCUAGCUGUGUGUUUAGAAAAGAAGCUGAGGACCUUUGAGAACUUCUUUUUCGCUUCCCUUGCGAUUGCUGAUUUGUCAAUUGCCAUGUUGGUGCUCCCGUUGUCUGUCCGAGUAGAGCUAUCAGGGGGCAGAUGGGACCUUGGGCCUCAAGUUUGCGACCUCUUUAUCUUCACCGAUGUCGCUUGUUGCACAGCGUCAAUCUUACAUCUGUGUACCAUAGGAAUCAACCGCUGUCGAUCUAUCACUUCUCCGCUCCAUUACGUCAGGAAACAAACCUUUCGCCGAGCGGCGGUCAUGAUCGUUUUGGUCUGGAUGGCAUCUUUUCUAAUCGCCUGUCCACCCCUGAUCGGCUGGCCACAUUCCCGAAAUAGAUCGGCGCAACUCUGUGAGUACGACAUCGACAAACUGUACGUAGUGUACUCGUCAUGCGGAUCGUUCUUCAUACCCCUUCUCGUCAUGGUGAUAGUUUACACUCGGAUUUACCAAGUCUCUCGAAGAGGCGCCGAAUUCAGGCGAAAUUCUGCACCUCAGCUACAUGACCAUCAUCACCAUAAUCAACAAAAAGGUAACAACCAGUCUAUCUACCAAACCCGUAACCACUACGACCAGGUACAUUCCUGUCCACCUUCAAGGAGGAGAACCGACUUGUACAGGUUAGAAAACAGUUCACGAUGUUCCGCAAGAGUGAAUUCGACGGCAGCGGCAUCUGCCGAGGCUGCGUUCCAAGGAUAUCCGAAAGCCACAGAGGCACACGUCACUAAACCAGUGUUGAGGAGGAUAAGAACCUCGAUAUUUACAUUCCAUCCACCAGGUAGAUGUGAAAAGAGGAGGUUUACAGAGGUCAAGACGGUUAAAACCCUCGAUUUAAAUCUGUUGAAAUCUGUUAUUGAUCUUCUAUAA